ACGGAGCGGAGUACGGUGUACAGAGAAUUCUCCAAUAUCUAGUCCACACUUUCAAAGUCCACACUUCACGUAAAAUGCCGUAAUCUAAAAUCCCGCUUUGGAGGCGCCUGAUAAGGUAACAAGCCGUAAUGUAGAUUCUGGGAAUCCCGCUUCUAUUUUCUUUAAGAAGGAAGUUGUUAGAAGUAAUCCGUGAAUAUGAUCAAGAUUCUCCCAUCCUCCCACUAAGCGGUGUGAACAAUCCAGCAGGCCAUCCAUGACCCCAAAUCCCAGUAUGAAGACAGCGACAAAAACCUAUCCCAUCCCCAGUCGUCGCCAAAGUCUUUAAGAAUAUUCUCACAAUCUCACCCCUAUAACGUAACAUAAAGCUCCAAUCUUGUGGAAAAUACCCACAAAUCCAAGAAAGCGUUUCAAUGGAUCGCUCCACCAGCACAAGAAGAGAGCCGGGCGGCAUGGAAUUGUCCUUGGAUUCCAAGAAAAGUGACGGCGCGGCGGAGUCUGAGUCUGUGGAGAGGAUAUUCCAGUCCCAAGAGGUGCCUUCAUGGCAGGGCCAACUGACUUUCCGGGCUUUCGGUGUGAGCUUAGUCCUCGGCGUCCUCUUCACCUUCAUAGUCAUGAAGCUCAAUCUCACCACUGGGAUUAUCCCUUCUCUCAAUGUUUCUGCUGGUCUUUUGGGGUUCUUCUUUGUCAGGACUUGGACAAAGUUUCUUGAGAGAUCUGGGUACAUGAAGCAGCCUUUUACCAGACAGGAAAACACUGUGAUUCAGACUUGUGUUGUUGCCACCUCCGGCAUAGCCUUCAGCGGAGGUUUUGGAAGCUACAUGUUUGGAAUGAGUGAGACGGUUGCCAAGCAAGCAAAUGUAGCUAAUGAUGCAGAGAAUAUUAAGAAUCCAGGGGUGGCUUGGAUGAUUGGUUUUCUCUUUGUUGUCAGCUUUCUCGGGUUAUUCUCUGUUGUUCCUCUUAGAAAGAUAAUGAUCAUAGACUUCAAGCUCACAUAUCCAAGCGGCACAGCCACUGCUCAUCUUAUUAACAGUUUCCAUACCCCACUGGGAGCUAAGCUUGCAAAGAAACAGGUUAGAAUUCUUGGAAAGUUUUUCUCCUUCAGUUUCCUCUGGGGCUUCUUCCAAUGGUUUUUUAAGGCAGGAGAUGACUGUGGGUUUUUAAAUUUUCCUACAUUUGGUCUUGGGGCGUAUAAACACAGAUUUUUCUUUGAUUUCUCAACAACUUAUGUUGGUGUUGGAAUGAUAUGUCCACACCUAGUAAACGUAUCUGUGCUACUUGGAGCAAUCCUUUCGUGGGGGAUAAUGUGGCCUCUUUUAUGGACCCGGAGAGGUGAUUGGUAUCCUGCAAAUCUAAGCCAAAGCAACCUAAACGGCUUGCAAGGUUACAGGGUUUUCAUAGCAAUUGCCUUGAUUCUUGGAGAUGGUCUUUACAAUUUCUUCAAAGUUCUUGGCCGGACCUUAUAUGGCAUAUAUCAACAACUAUUAAAAAAUAGAGCUGUCUUAUUGCCGUCCUCUGGGUCCUCUCCACGAGAACCUUCUGUGUCAUUUGAUGACCAACUUAGGACCCAACUUUUCCUCAAGGACCAAAUUCCAACAUGGUUGGCCAUUCUUGGGUAUGUUAUGAUUGCCAUAGUCUCAACCAUUACACUCCCACACAUCUUUCAUCAACUCAAGUGGUACCACAUUUUGGUUAUGUACGUCUUUGCCCCAUUACUGGCCUUCUGCAACGCGUACGGGUGUGGUCUCACGGACUGGUCAUUAGCGUCAACUUACGGAAAGCUUGCGAUUUUCAUAAUAGGGGCAUGGGCAGGGGCCACCCAUGGAGGGGUCCUUGCUGGACUGGCGGCAUGUGGGGUCAUGAUGAACAUUGUGUCGACCGCAUCAGACCUGACUCAGGAUUUCAAGACGGGGUACAUGACCCUGGCCUCACCCCGGUCCAUGUUCAUAAGCCAGAUCAUUGGGACAGCAAUGGGUUGUGUUAUCUCCCCUCUCGUGUUUUGGAUCUUUUACAACGCUUUCCCGGAUUUGGGUAAAACCGGGUCAGAGUACCCGUCACCAAAUGCAACUGUCUUUCGGAACAUGGCCAUCUUGGGGGUUGAAGGGUUUUCGUCUCUUCCGAAAAACUGCCUCACACUGUGCUAUGCAUUCUUUGCUGUGGCCAUUGUUAUGAAUGGGAUAAGGGAUGGUGUGGGGAAGAAGAUAGCUCAGUUCAUUCCUCUGCCGAUGGCAAUGGCUAUCCCUUUCUAUAUCGGAGGUUACUUUGCGAUUGAUAUGUUUGUUGGGAGUGUGAUAUUGUUUGUGUGGCAGAAGAUAAACAAGGCAAAGGCUGAUGCUUUUGGACCAGCUGUGGCUUCUGGACUGAUAUGUGGAGACGGGAUGUGGACCUUGCCAGACUCGAUACUCGCUUUGGCCGGGGUAAAGCCGCCUAUUUGUAUGAAGUUCUUGUCGAGGAAGGAUAACGUGAGGGUUGAUGCGUUCUUAGUAGGUUCUUGAUUUUCAUGUUUUCUGAAGUCGGAGUUAAAAUUCUUCUUUCUGUCAGUGGCUAUUGACGUGUGUGUGUAUAUGAUCAGACCAAAGGGAUGUUUGAUCAUUUUCUCUUUCUAAUCUCUUUGUGUGAAAUGUUAAAAGGGUGAUGUUCAUAGAAGCCUGAGACUGACGUCCAAAGGGAGCCUUGGUGUAAUUUUUUUUAUAGCCUUGGUGUAAAUGUGUAAUUCAUACUACGUAGUACGUAGGAUAUUGCCUCUGUUCAGAUUUAUGUAGAAAAAUGGUGUGAAGUCAAAUAUCUUUGUAGAUUUAUAGAUCUUUUUAAUUAGAAUCUGUGAAUCUGUCCAUGUUUUGUUGAUAUGAAGUAUAUUUAUUAUUUAUCACAUACGUAGGGCAAAUUAUACCGUGUGAUCGGCUCACCUUGUGCAUAGUGUGCUCAUUCCAAACAGUGCCGUUUUAUUAAUGAGAAAAAUAAUCUUCUCUCCCGAUUUGUAAAGUCUUCGUGCCCUAGGAGAUUCACUUUGGAGCCGUCGUAAGAAGCAUCAGAAGCUAUGGAUCUCGAUUCUGGCUGAGUUGUCGCCUACAGAGCUCCAAAUUGGACUCCAUCUCAACUGCUCUUAUCCUCUCCUCCACAGAGAAAACCAACGUGAAUCUGCCAAGACAAUACCUUCAAGCAAUAACCACCACAAGCCACCUUAGGCAUAUGAGUGUUGGAAGUAUGCCCUAGGACAAUCAUACUUUAUGAUUUAUCAAUGAAUAUUUAAUGCUCAUUAAUUAACAAAGUCAAACUCAUUUUAUG
This is a messenger RNA of Cuscuta europaea, 3282 nucleotides long. The record is from the annotation of a GenBank genome assembly. Lineage: Eukaryota; Viridiplantae; Streptophyta; Magnoliopsida; Solanales; Convolvulaceae.